Tripterygium wilfordii is the source of this 1441-nucleotide messenger RNA. RefSeq lists its product as uncharacterized. Bases 247 to 1059 code for a protein of 270 amino acids. The transcript has 5 exons. The record is from RefSeq and is a predicted model, not a curated record. Gene Ontology annotation, cellular component: ribosome; mitochondrial small ribosomal subunit. Gene Ontology annotation, molecular function: structural constituent of ribosome; small ribosomal subunit rRNA binding. Gene Ontology annotation, biological process: translation. Lineage: Eukaryota; Viridiplantae; Streptophyta; Magnoliopsida; Celastrales; Celastraceae.
GGCCGGUCCACUAUCAGUUGUAAAUAUUUAAUAUUGUGGCCCAUUAACUGGCCCAAUAAAGACCUCAGCCCAAUACCAACUGCAGGUUACCUUCCGCUCCGCCUCAAAACUCCCCAGCAAAUCAAAACCCUACCAGCCAUCACAGGUCUCUUCGAGGGUGGUGCGACUCCAUUUGCGGUACCAAACCUUUCGUUGCACACUUCAUGUUUGAAGCUCUUCAAGAAUUCUAAUUUACUAGAAGCAGAAAUGAUAACUGCUCGCGUUGCUUUGAGAUCUAUUGGUGAUGGCUUUGCCCGACGAUACUGGGGUCCUCACAUUGCGAAAACUCUAUCGACCUCUGCAUAUUCAGGAAAUGGAGUCGAGGACAGGAAAAGUAAUGACUCAUUUGAAUCUGCUAAUGAGUUUGAACAGCGAAUAUUUGGAGGUGUCUCUGGGGGCAGUUCAAGUUCUGACUCAUUUUUUGAAAAGCUUGAUAAACUUGAGAAGGCUCGCUAUAGAUAUGAUUCGAAAUCUGACGGGGAACAUAGUUCCUCAUUAUUAGAUGGUCUAGAUGAUAGUUUUGAUACAUUAUCAGAUGGAAUGGAUGGUAAAUUAAAAAAAGCUGCCACAUAUUUUGAAUUUGAUCCUGAAGAGAUAGAAAAAGAAGAUUAUGUUUAUAGACCAGAUGUGACCUUUUUGCGUGGAAUGACCUAUGACACUAAGGAUCUCGAUCUGACAAAGCCAGGAAUUCGCAAACAAUUAAAAAAAUAUGAGUUUGAAGUAACAACUGAGGAAGUGUUGAGGAAAGCUGAUUUCAGGAAUGUAAGAUUCCUUGCAAAUUUCAUUACGGAGGCUGGAGUAAUCAUCAAGAGGAGCAAGACUCGUAUUAGUGCAAAGGCUCAAAGGAAGGUUGCUAGGGAGAUUAAAACAGCACGUGCUUUUGGCCUGAUGCCUUUCACAACAAUGGGGACAAAGUCUUUUAUCUUUGGGAAAACAAUGGAGAAUCGUGAUGAAGAUUAUGAAUAUGAGAGUUAUGAUAGCCCUGCAACUGCCGAUUUGGAUGGAAAUGCUGAUUUUUGAUACCAGAUACUGAUUCCGUGAUGCAAGAACAAAUGAACACACCCCCGAACAUCGGUGAGCAUGGCAAGACCUGUUUAGGAGAUUGAUCAGCUGUACAAAGCAGGCUAGGAACCAUGAUAGGGUAAUUAGCAGACCUAUCUUUUUUUUCUCUCCCCCUUGAAUGGAGUAAUAAGCAGGUUCAUUGGCCUGAAUAUUCUGAGUCCUGUAAAGAUAUUGUUAUUUUGUUUGAGAAGUCGGACUCAUUUUGUAAGCAUGUUGUCGUGGUGUUAGACUUUGACAAAAUUGCUUAGAAUUUGAUAUUUCUUAUGUUUUACGGAUACAAUCUAUACAUUGCUAUUUUAGCCAUCUUUUUUCGAGUAAAGCCUGAUUCAAUGAUGUUGAA